ACUAGUAUCAACUUUAAAAACAUAAUGUCACCUAUUCCUACAGAACAAGCAGGUACAUAUGAGGUUGAGGUAUGUGAGCAGGGAGAAGCAGACCUCCAUAAACACUACAGCGGUUGUAAAAAAAAUCCAGGUCAUGCACAGUUUCUUCCCUUACAUUCCUUAUCAACUAAAUUUCUUCCUGAACGUUAUGCCAACGAAGAAAUUCUCAACCUGAUUAACAUUCUCGCCAAGUUGACAGUGAUGCUAAAGGUCAAGUACACUAGUCACACGAGACCUGAGUUCACCCACGGCACGGAUAUUCCAUAUCCAUUUUACAAGCUCAGAGGUAGUGAUGUUCUUAGAAUAGGGACUGGGACUAUACUUGGUGUGUCCAACGACAACACAUUAGCUGACACAGUGUGUUCUUGUAGUGAGUGUACAGAAUCUGAAGCACCGAAAUACUCUUGGGGAAAACUACAUGUUCUGACUGCCACACAUUUAGUUUUCAAUGACGACGAGGCGCUCAAAACUAGUUGUGUGUAUGGGUUUAACAGCAGCUGUAGUGAACAAGCGACAUUGAAAGGGUUGAAAAUAUUGAGGAAAAAUAUUGAAGAGGAUAGUUGUAUUCUUCUGUGCGUUACGCAUGAUACAGAGUUUGUGGAAAAUGUCAGGAAAAUUGUGAAUGAGUUUGAUAAAUUAAGUAAGGAGCUUCACAAACGUUAUUUAGAAUACCGAAAUGUGGACAAGCUGGCAUUGAUUGUUUCACACCCCCACGGCUGUCCGAAACAGCUGAGUGUAGGCCAGUGGAUUCAGAAAGUUCAACACAGCGCGGACAAAACCAGGUACACUUAUACAACCUGCACCUGCCCAGGUAGCAGUGGGGCGCUGGUCUACACCCUGGGAUGGUGGAACUGGUGUUUUGAUCACGUCCACAGCGGCUGCAAUGGUGAGGUCAACUACAGCAGUGUGGGGCUGGACAAGACGUAAGAAAUUAUAGGUACAAUAUUAGUUCAUCAUUUCAUUCAUAGGGGGUCGAGUUG
This is a messenger RNA of Physella acuta, 1019 nucleotides long. RefSeq lists its product as uncharacterized. Lineage: Eukaryota; Metazoa; Mollusca; Gastropoda; Physidae. The record is from RefSeq and is a predicted model, not a curated record.